Messenger RNA from Olea europaea var. sylvestris, 677 nucleotides. RefSeq lists its product as uncharacterized. NCBI's taxonomy places the organism in Eukaryota, Viridiplantae, Streptophyta, Magnoliopsida, Lamiales, Oleaceae. The coding region runs from base 63 to 677 and encodes 204 amino acids. The record is from RefSeq and is a predicted model, not a curated record. The transcript is spliced from 5 exons.
UUUGCAGAUUCGUACUUUCUCAAGUGGCUUUUUGGAACUAGGUGAUAUUAUUAAAUAUACGCAUGAUGGAUAAAGCUCAGUCAAAUAAGCAAGCUUCCAAGAGUUCUAAAAGACGAAGCGCUGCGAUUGCUGUUGCAAUUCGGGAGACAAAUAAAAGACUACGACCUUCUAGUGAACCUAGAGAUACCAUGUCUACUCCAAUUACUGGUGAUCAAAACAUGACUUCGACAAGUGUAGAUGCUACAAAAAAGAAAAGAGGUCCAACUCAUUUGAAAAUGGUUGCUGAAAAUAACUAUCAGAAAAUGGAGCUUGAAUUCAAUGAAUUCGGGCAAGUAGUUGGCCAUAACUCUGAUAAAUUUGUCAGCAUAGCCGGAGCCAUAGUGCGGGAGUACGUGCCAGUUGUUAUUAAAAAUUGGCCUUCAGUGGAUGACAGUAAAAAAAUUGAACUUUGGAAUUUUAUACAGGAAAAAAGUUCUAAGUUCAGCAAAAUGAGAAAAAGAAAGAAUCCAAAUAUAACAGGAUUGAGAAUGACAGUAUGGACUUAUGUACAUCUUCGAAAGGAUGGGAAUCCAAUAAAUGAGGCGGUUGCUGAAACUUUGAUGAAGAUAAAAGAUUGUGCCGAGUCAAUUUCUGAUACACCAGUCGAAAAUUCUAUUCGAGAUGAUGCUGUUGCUUGA